GAAACAUUGCCGAUCACGUGGUUCUUUAACGAUCACGUGAGGUUGCUUUAGGUUUUGAUCAUGUGACUCGGUCUCCACUUUUACGCGAUUGACUGUCUUGUUGAAAAGAAAAACAUGAGAGCUUGGCUCGAGACCGUGGGUGUCCUGUUCCUACUCUGGACCGCUCACGUUCCAGUCCAAACUCGCCGAUGCUCGUCCUUUUUCUGCCGAAAGUCACUUAAUGUCAGCAGCCUCAACGGUGUGGAUCCCGGAGCUCCUCUCUUUCUCACCCCUUACCUGGAGAAGGGUGCCAUUGACGAAGCCAGGAAAUUAAGUGCAGUUGGGGAGCUGCCUGGCCAAAACGUGAAGAGUUAUGCCGGCUACCUGACUGUCAACAAGAAAUACAACAGUAACCUCUUCUUCUGGUUCUUCCCCGCACUCCUGCCAUCCAGCCAUGAUGGAAAGGCCCCGAUUCUGCUGUGGCUGCAAGGGGGCCCUGGAGGGACCUCUAUGUUUGGCCUCUUUGUGGAACAUGGACCUUAUGUGGUUUCCAAAAACAUGACAGUGAACCUGAGGGACUACGCCUGGACCUUGAAAUAUUCCGUUUUAUACGUUGACAAUCCAGUCGGGACAGGUUUCAGCUUCACCGACGACGACCGCGGUUAUGCACAGAAUCAGGAUGACGUUGGCAGAGAUCUGUACAGUGCUUUGAUCCAGUUCUUCCAACUCUUUCCCGAGUAUCAGUCCAACGACUUCUAUGCAACCGGAGAGUCGUACGCGGGGAAAUACGUUCCGGCCAUCUCUUAUUACAUCCAUAAAAACAACCCCACGGCCAAGGUCAAAAUCAACUUCAAGGGCAUGGCCAUCGGUGACGGCCUGUGCGACCCCGAAGUGAUGCUGGGUGGCUACGGUGAGUUUUUGUACCAGACGGGCAUGAUCGACGAAGUUCAGAAAGACUACGUCAACAAACAGACCGACUUGGGUGUGGUGCUCAUCCAGCAGCAGAAGUGGGUUGAGGCUUUCAAGGUUUUUGACAGCUUGCUGAAUGGUGACUUGGCGCCGUAUCCUUCCUUCUUCCAGAACGCAACAGGCUGCACCAACUAUUUCAACUACAUGUUAUGUCAGGAACCCGAAGACCAGGAGUACUUUUCCACCUUCGUGACGCUCCCUCAGGUGCGGCGUGCCAUCCACGUUGGCAAACUUGAAUUCCACGACGGCUCGCAGGUGGAGAAGCACCUGAUGCAGGAUGUGAUGAAGAGCAUCAAGCCCUGGCUGGGCGUGCUCAUGGACCACUACAAAGUUUUGAUCUACAGCGGUCAGCUGGACGUGAUCGUGGCGGCUCCUUUGACCGAACGGUUCCUGCCCACCGUCAACUGGACCGGCGCGGAUGACUAUAAGACGGCGCCACGCUUUCAUUGGAAGCUUCAGCCCGGCGAUACGGAGGUGGCCGGUUACGUAAGACAAGUGGGGAGUUUCACGCAGGUCAUCAUCAGAGGCGGCGGACAUAUUUUGCCUUACGACCAGCCGGCGAGGUCUUUUGACAUGAUUGACAGAUUUCUAUCAACGCGAGGCUGGGCAUGAAGAAUUCACACAAUCACCCGCUUUGAUGAGCGUAUGUAAAUCAGGUUCAUUUUAUUGUUGCUGUAAUUACUGGAUUUGAACACGGCAUUCUUUUUUAUGUCAUUAUCGGGCAUCAAUGACAAUGACUUUUGAUCUGUAUGGCUGCAAAGUUUGUUUUCUGAAUGUUUUUUUUUUAAGCAUUGCACUCUUAUGGAUUAUUUUCAAUGACAGGGCUCAAAAUGCCUUUUAACUAUGAUCAUUUCUGUUUUCAAAUCGUUGCUGCUCACUAAUAGUGAUUAUCCAAAAUGAAAUUGUACAACACUCAUAUCAGCCUGCCUUUGGGGUUAAUAAUGCGGUUUUAAUAUGGCACCAUAACAGUAUUGAAUGUUAUUUCCUUCUCAAAACAAAAUUUGCUUUUAACUUGAUUUGCCUUAAAAUAAAAGGCUAUUUUAAAUAAACACGUGUCAUAGAAUAAAGUAAUACAUACAAACA
Molecule: messenger RNA, 2031 nt
Organism: Syngnathus acus (greater pipefish)
Lineage: Eukaryota; Metazoa; Chordata; Actinopteri; Syngnathiformes; Syngnathidae
Product: probable serine carboxypeptidase CPVL
Exons: 13
Coding region: 115-1560 (481 amino acids)
Biological process (GO): proteolysis
Molecular function (GO): serine-type carboxypeptidase activity
Source: RefSeq, a predicted model, not a curated record